AUGGAAGGCAAGUCCUCACCCGUCAAAUCCUUUGAAACUGAAACUCGUCCAAUGAGAGGCCUCCUGAGUCUCCUACUGGUGGCAAUUCUCAUCAACCCGGGAAUAUCCAAUCCACACCAACCAUUCAAGAUCACCUGGAAGCUCAGCGACGGACAGACCCACGAGGUGAUCAACGAAACCUCAGGAAUCCACCCCCUCAACACCUGGUGGCCAGACCUGUACUUUAACCUCAGGAGACUCUUUGUACGCCGGGUUGGGCUACACACUCCACUAUAUGAAAGCCUGGGUGGACAUAUGGGGGACGCAUAUGCCCACACUUAUGGAGUGGGAGACCUUCCUGGGUUUUACUCUUGCCCAGGCAACAUUAGAGGUAAUUGGAAAACUUGUGGGGGUAUAGAAAGCUAUUACUCUGCGAGCUGGAGCUGUGUAACUUCGUGUGAUGGGCCCCGGAGGUGGGACGUCAGGAACAGAGAUCUAGUUAGAUUUACCUUUAAUGAUUCCAAACACGAAGGGCCUUUUGUACGAGUAUGGUUCAACCAGGACCGAGCAACAAAAGAAAGCUGCUGGACCGCAGGGCUAACUUGGGGCUUCCAGUUCCAUGUGGCUUGGCCCGGCCCUUACCCAGGAGAGCUCUUGACCAUUAAACAGGUGAUUGAGCCGGUACAGGUACAUAGUCUGGGUCCCAACCUGGUCAAAACGGCACAGGGGCACAAGACGACCCCUAAGACGACCACCUCCGGGCCAGACUCGCUGAGGUCAAGCAGCACCUCCUCUACCCCAGGCACUGGAGGUAAUCUGACAAACAUCCCGGGCCAUCUAACCGUAACUGCUAUCUCAGUGACUCAAGACCCCCUAUGGGCCAUAGUAAAUGCCGCUUUUAUGGCUCUAAACCAUACUGACCCAAAUGCGACCCAAUCCUGCUGGCUCUGUUGUAACCUCCACCCCGCCUUCUGUGAGGCCGGCCUCAACGUCUCCUACAACUUGUCUUCAGACCCCAAUCCCCCUCAAUGCCGGUGGGAAGAGCGUAAGAUAGGCCUCACGAUGGAAGAGGUAUGGGGACAGGGGGUCUGUUUGGGCACAGUACCAAGGGAUAAGACCUCUCUUUGUGCUCAGACUUCUGGUAAUAUCAGCUUACCCGGCAAAAAUUGGCUAGUGCCGGAAGUCGGGGGAUGGUGGGUUUGUUCACAUAUGGGGCUAACACCAUGUUUAAAUAUGAAGGUUUUUAACCAGAGCCAAGAAUUCUGUGUUCUCGUCACUGUGAUGCCAAAGAUCCUAUACCAUUCUGAGGAGGUAAUAUACUCACAUUGGGACUGGGAAGUACUAAGACAGAAAUGAGAGCCCAUUAGCGCAAUCACUGUGGCAGCCCUGUUCAGCCUCGGACUGACAGGAGCAAGGACAGGAAUAGCUUCAUUAUCUUUGCAGGGCCAAGGGCUCUUCUCCCUGCGGGCUGCUAUAGAUGAAGACAUAGUCUGCAUAGAAGAAUCAAUUAGUCACUUAGAAAUUUUGACAUCCUUGUCUGAAGUGGUCUUACAAAAUAGGAGAGAGUUAAACCUAAUUUUUCUCCAACAGGGUGGGGUCUGCGCGGCUCUGGGAGAAGAAUGUUGUUUCUAUGCGGACCACACUGGAGUAGAGAGAGAAUCUAUGGCAAAAGUAAGAGAGGGACUUGCACAACGAAAGAGGGAACGAGAGGCCCAACAGGGAUGGUUUGAAUCUUGGUUUCAAAACUCCCCCUGGCUGACCACCUUGGUCUCCACCCUCCUGGGCCCACUCAUAGUGUUGAUAUUGAUACUGACAUUCAGCCCUUGUAUCUUAAACCGGCUAGUGUCAUUUAUUAAGGAACGUUUAAACAAUAUUCAGAUCAUGGUGUUGAGACAGCAAUAUCAACCGUUGGCCCAGGACGGUGAAGAGAAAGGUUCCUCUACAGGAACAUCAAGACGGGGGAAUAUGAAACUGUCAAGACUAGCGCCAUGACAGGCACCCUGAGCUAGGAGGGGUCCUAAGGGUGGGGUGAUUCUCCUCCUCCUCCAACAGGCCACCAGAGGCUAGCCAAUCAGCACGCGCCCAGUAAGCCUCUGGAAGAGUCCCCUGGAAAGUCCCGCGGGCGCGAGAAAAUUUUAAAGUGUGUUUGACCAAUGAAAUUGCUUUGCAAACAUGUAACCAAUCAGCUUGCGCUAACUACCCAUUGCUUAUGUUUGAAAUCGAGCACCCUAUAAAUGUGCGUGGAGACUGGGGCUCAGGG
Messenger RNA from Odocoileus virginianus texanus, 2239 nucleotides. The record is from RefSeq and is a predicted model, not a curated record. Lineage: Eukaryota; Metazoa; Chordata; Mammalia; Artiodactyla; Cervidae.